AGAGAGGGAAGGGAGGGGAGCGCGGAGGCUCAUUUGCAUCCAGGGGGGCGGAGGCGCCGCGCGGGCUGGCCGGCCCUUGGACUAUAAAACCCCGCCGAGGCUGACAGCCUGUUCGCUUCGCCUCGAGAAAAAGCGCUCGCCCGCAGCCUCACUUCUCCGCGUCUGUUAGAAGCCACGCAGGGCAACCAUGAAAGCCAUCAGCCCGGUGCGAUCCGUCAGGAGCUGCUACGAAGCCGUCUGUUGUCUCUCCGAGCAAAGCCUCGCCAUCGCCCGGGGAAGCAACGACAAGAGCCCGGCUCUGGAAGAGCCCAUGAGCCUCCUGUACGACAUGAACGACUGCUACUCGAAGCUGCGCGAGCUCGUGCCGGGCAUCCCGCAGGGCACCAAAGUCAGCCAGGUGGAGAUUCUCCAGCAUGUCAUAGACUAUAUCUUCGAUCUCCAGAUCGUCUUGGAGGAACAGGCGAAGAAGGGGCAGGAUCCGUCUCCUGAGACUUCUCUGCUCUCCUUAAAAGCAGCCGAGCUGGCCUCAGAACUCUGCUCAAAAGAUGAGCGAAAUCUGUGCCACUAACAGCCUCAACAGACUGCAGGUGUGGGAUCCUGACACUUGGUUCUCUCCAAUGUGAGAAAGAAGAAGGCUUGACUGGAGAAAAAUCAGAAGUUUAACCCUUGCAAUCCAGUAACGGAGAAAACUGCCUUCCAGAUAAUUUGACUCUUGAAACAUGAUUGCACAAGGCAAUUUCAGAUGUCUUGUCUGGGUCUAACAGGAACGGGUUUUAUUUUUCUGAUCUCCCCCCACCCCCACCCCGCAAAACAAAAAACUUCCAGCUGCCUGAAAACAACAUCCCAUACAGGGUGAGGAGGAUAAAAACAACUUUUUUAAAAAAUGUCCCUCUUCAUACUAACCAUGGGACUGCUGCCUUACACCUAAUGAAGAGGGAAAAGUGCGGUUCAAAGGCAAUUUUUUGAAAAACCUCUGAGCCAUCUGAUCUGCCUGGCACGUCUUCCCAGUCCUGGGGAGGCUUAUAAGUGAACGUGUGAUUGCAUCCUUUCAACAGUGGGACAGUUCUUGAGAACAUGGACAGAUCUGCAGCUUGCGAAGGCAAACAAGAACCCUUGCACAGAAUGCAGCUUGUGUGUAUAUUUUGGAUUAUAGUUUUCUAACAUCUGAUUUGGGGUGGGGGUGGAAGAGGACCUUCAAGAGUUAUGGAUGAACUGUCUUGGGGCUUUGGCCUCAUGUUUUUUAAAAAAAAAAACGUUGAACUCUAUAAUAGAGAUAUAUUGUGUACCUUUUUUUUGCAGGAAGGUGAAUUUCUGCAGCCAUAAAUUGUACUUGCUUUGUAAAAAAACUUUUUAUAAAAGUUUCUUACAUAA
Messenger RNA from Gekko japonicus, 1371 nucleotides. It is a transcript of the gene ID3, whose product is annotated as inhibitor of DNA binding 3, dominant negative helix-loop-helix protein. Gene Ontology annotation, molecular function: transcription regulator activity; protein dimerization activity. NCBI's taxonomy places the organism in Eukaryota, Metazoa, Chordata, Lepidosauria, Squamata, Gekkonidae. Gene Ontology annotation, biological process: cell differentiation; negative regulation of transcription by RNA polymerase II; circadian regulation of gene expression. The transcript has 3 exons. Gene Ontology annotation, cellular component: nucleus; cytoplasm. The coding region runs from base 188 to 568 and encodes 126 amino acids. The record is from RefSeq and is a predicted model, not a curated record.